AUUUACAUAUUUACUCCGUAAACAUAGGACAUAGGUACAUACAGCGGGGGUUUUUUAUGUAAUUUAAAAAAGAAAAAGAAAAAAGAAAUACAAUAUGAAAAUAUAUUCAUACGUAAGUACUAAAUACAGGUACAGUCUACUUACAAGUUGGCAUCAGUACUGACGAAGUAUUUACAUACAUCUGCUGCGUAUCCCAAAGGUUACUUUUCAUAAGAUCCGCUCCAUAUAAAUAUAACUGGCAUAUUGCAGUUCGAACAAAACCAGCACUGUAUGUAUAGUGCGAAAUAUUCUUCAAAACUCAUUGUACUGACUACGACCUCAAGUAAGAAACAGACUCUUACUGUUGAAUUGAAGCAUCCCCGAAUAAACCACACUCGUAGAGAAAAGAACUCUUGUAAGAUUUCAUCUAGGUUCUUAGUAGCACGGGUUGUCUCAAACACAAUUUUCAAUCUUCAUUUACAUAUAUACGUGCUCUUUAUGAUGAUUAGUGACGAAGGCGAAGAUGCGAACGCCCCCGUGUGUGUGUUCAAGAAACGAAGAGGGAAUAAGAGUGCUAGUAGAUGCCGUAUUGGUUCGGGGAAAAGAACUACUAUUAAGAACAGUCGAAACAGUGGCAGUGAUGCCGAUGAUGCGUCUGACUCGCAGGAUAGCAGCUCAUACAGUGGGAAGGGAAAUAUCGUGAGAGUGGAUCGGAAACGUGUGCGACUGAAUGUUUCUGGCACGAAUAGGAACAAUACACGGCGUGUGAAACGUGGUGGAACAGCUCGGAGCGACAAUGCAGAUAAUCAAAAAUUCUGGCUCGGAGGAGGAUGGGGAUAAGGGUGGUAUGGGGUCUAUUGAUAUGGUGACUGGGGAUAGUGUCGUGGGAUUUGCGAGAGCCUCCCGAGGUGAUAUGAACAAGGAUACACAUGCAACGAGUGCAAAUGUAAUAGAUGGUAGAGAAGACGGGGAACGCAAGGAAGUGAAUGGGAAUAUACAAGCGCGUGUGCCAGGUAGUAGAGGUGCUAAUGUUUCAAGUUUUAUCAAGCCUGGACCCCAGAAAGCUUCCGCCAACAUCCGUGUGACUUCUAGAUUUGAUUACCAACCGGAUGUAUGCAAGGACUACAAGGAAACGGGAUAUUGUGGCUUUGGCGAUACUUGUAAAUUCAUGCACGAUAGAGGCGACUAUAAAACGGGGUGGCAACUAGAUAGGGAAUGGGAUAGCGGUACAUACGGUAAGAAGCAGACUGAUAACCAAAGUAGUGAUGAAGCAGAGGAAGAAAUCCCCUUUGCUUGCUACAUUUGUAGGGAAGAGUUCACUAAUCCGGUGGUGACCCGGUGUGAGCACUACUUCUGUAUGAAGUGUGCGCUUGAACACUA
Sphaeroforma arctica JP610 is the source of this 1359-nucleotide messenger RNA. RefSeq lists its product as hypothetical. Gene Ontology annotation, molecular function: metal ion binding. The transcript has a single exon. Gene Ontology annotation, biological process: snoRNA splicing. The record is from RefSeq and is a predicted model, not a curated record. The annotation marks the transcript as partial. Lineage: Eukaryota; Ichthyosporea; Ichthyophonida. Gene Ontology annotation, cellular component: U2-type spliceosomal complex.